AUGUAUCGGCGAGCGCUGCAGUCCGCCGUUAGACACUUAUUGAACGCUUCAGCAUCGAGAGCUGUCCUCGGAAAGGCCAUUGAACAAGAUGUGUGUCAGUCCAGGGCUUUGGUGGCUUGCCGGAUAACAGUGGACGCGGAUGCUGGCGUCUCCAAUCACUCACAGCGCAGAGCCCUUCACUGCACAAGAGAGCUGCAUACUAUUAAAGAGACACUACAGACCACAGAUGAAGAGGUGGGAGCCUUCACCAAACUGAUUGAGGCCAUAGGCUUCACCGGACCCCUCAAAUACAACAAAUGGAAAAUUAAGAUAGCUGCCUUGCACAUGUACACAUGCUGUGUAGAAAGAAUCAACUAUGACACAUUUUUUGAAAACUGCUCUCUCCCCGAUACGCUUAACUCCUGGUUCUUGGUGGCACAGCUCCACGUUUGGAUGUGUCUGGUCCGGAUGCGGCAGGAAGGCAGAGCUGGGAAGUACAUGUGCCGUUACAUCGUCCACUCCAUGUGGGAGGACGUGGAGCAGAGGAGCAAGAUUAUGGGAAUUGAUGCCAUUCAAAGAAAGGAGAGCAUGAAGGUGAUGACGGAGACAUUCUACGCUGCACUUUUUGGUUAUGAUGACGGAAUACUGUCAGACGAUUGCGUUCUUGCGGCAGCGCUCUGGAGAAUCAUGUUCAACAGACAGUGUGAAGACCCCAGACAGCUCGAGCUGAUGGUCGAAUACGUCCGCAAACAGAUGCAGUUCAUCGAUGCUCUGGAUGGGGAGGACCUGCUAUUAACUGGAGAAGUGAAAUGGCGCCCCCUGGUGGAGGAACACGCCCAGAGCAUCCUGAAGGUUCCCAGCCCGACCUACAAUGAUGCUGGUCUCUGAGAGCCAUCUCACCCUCCUUUAUCUGUCUUUCCCUGA
This is a messenger RNA of Carassius carassius (crucian carp), 903 nucleotides long. Its product is annotated as ubiquinol-cytochrome-c reductase complex assembly factor 1-like. The transcript has 9 exons. Lineage: Eukaryota; Metazoa; Chordata; Actinopteri; Cypriniformes; Cyprinidae. Bases 1 to 867 code for a protein of 288 amino acids. Gene Ontology annotation, biological process: mitochondrial respiratory chain complex III assembly. The record is from RefSeq and is a predicted model, not a curated record. Gene Ontology annotation, cellular component: mitochondrion.